Messenger RNA from Bactrocera dorsalis (oriental fruit fly), 778 nucleotides. RefSeq lists its product as uncharacterized. The transcript is spliced from 6 exons. The coding region runs from base 180 to 671 and encodes 163 amino acids. Lineage: Eukaryota; Metazoa; Arthropoda; Insecta; Diptera; Tephritidae. The record is from RefSeq and is a predicted model, not a curated record.
GCAGCAGCACCGCAGAGUUGGAAGGGACCAAUUUAUGAAACCAAACGCGAGGAAGGAGCACGAAGAGGUUUGGGCUGCCGUUGCUGCUGAAUUAAAUGCAUUGGGAGGGACCCACAAGUCCCCUAAUCAGUGGAAAAAGUGUUGGAUAGACUGGAAAUCGGCAGUCAAGAAGCUGCACAAUGCCCACAGAGCGUUCGCCAGACGAACUGGAAACCUGCCGUUGCAAAAACCGUCCAAAACCGUUGGAUGCCAUGGACCGAGAAAUUCUGGAGUUUUUUUCCAGCGACAUGGUGUACGAAGAUGGGCUCACUCCCGAAAUUGGUUUGUCGACAACUGCUGAAAUGGUCGAUGUUACCAUUGAGGAUGAGGGUGAUGCUACUGCCAACAUUGGGUUGGCCGCAAACGCAGACAGUUUGGACAUCUUCGAAGUGGAGGCACUUGAAGAGGUUGCAAUGGGUCAGGUGCUUGAGGUUGUGCCAAACAAACAGCAACCCAAACAGCGCACAAACAAAAGCUGUGUGGAAGAGGCGAGCAGUCUCAUUGAAAAUCACCAUGCGCAGCUGAAAGAGAUUUUGGAGAGACAACACAAGGAGCACAUGGGUGUUUUAAAUGGAAUUCACGAUACACUGAGAGCUCUGCUGGAAACCAUGACGGGAGCGACUGUUGCAUAAGGAGUAGGCACAGCAAAAUAUUCAUAGUAUUUUCUAAAUAUUAUAUUCAUUGGUUGGGACCAAGGCUUUGCGUAUGUACACCAGUAGCAGUAGCUGCUUCAAACGGG